This is a messenger RNA of Rangifer tarandus platyrhynchus (Svalbard reindeer), 429 nucleotides long. NCBI's taxonomy places the organism in Eukaryota, Metazoa, Chordata, Mammalia, Artiodactyla, Cervidae. The record is from the annotation of a GenBank genome assembly.
AUGGGGCAGAUGUCAAGUGUUUUGUCCUCCGGGAAUACCAGCCAGGCAGCUGUGCUGAAGUUUCUGCUACCACUGGAGCCAGCCCAUAUUGCCGACUGCUUCACUGCUGGAACCUUCCCUAAGGCGAUCCAGGACAGUUCUGCUGUGGUUGAUGAGGUAGGUGGGAAGUUCUGUGCAUGUGGCAUCAUCUCGCGUGAGCGCCUCAUCAUCUCGCGUGAGUGCCGCAUCAUCUCGCGUGAGCCCCGGGGAGCAGGUCGGCCUGAUCUCUACUUCCAGAGAGAUGUGGAAGAGUGGGAGGCUGCUGGAAAAGCUGUGACUCAGGAGCAAUUUUCGGGUGAACGGACAGCUCCAGCAUUUACUGCUACUCGGCCUGAGGUUGCAGACAGGUCUGCAGGUGCCGUCUGUGCCCAUCCAGCAGUUCUCUUCUGA